Molecule: messenger RNA, 804 nt
Organism: Arachis stenosperma
Lineage: Eukaryota; Viridiplantae; Streptophyta; Magnoliopsida; Fabales; Fabaceae
Exons: 3
Coding region: 1-804 (267 amino acids)
Source: RefSeq, a predicted model, not a curated record
AUGCGAGUGGUGCGGGUGCCGUGGGUUGCGGGGGUGGCGGUGAGGGUGCGGUGUGGGGGUGGGAUGGGCGAGUGGGAAAGUGUAGAGCUGGGGCUGAGGGUGGCGGCUUGGGUUGGGGUGGGGCUGGUGGGGGUGGCAGUGAAGGUAAGGGGAGUGGCUGGAUUUGGCGGUGGGGGUUGGAGACUAGGGAUGGGGGGUGAUGGUGAGGGUGGGCGAAGAGUGGAGAGGGGUAGAGCGGGGACUGUGGGUGGCGGCGUGGAUUGGGGUGGGAUUUGUGGGGGUUGGGGUGGGAGUGGCGGUAAGGGUGGCGGGGGCUGGCGGGUAGCAGUGAGGGAGCGGGGUUGGGUGGGAGGGGGUGGAGGUGCGAGUGGUGCGAGAGUCGUAGAUUGCGGCGGUGGUAGUAAGGGUGCGGGGUGGGGGUUGGACGUUCGAGUGGUGCUGUGGGUUGCGACGGUUGCGGUGGGGGUGGUGGUGGGGUUGCGACGAGUAGGGGUGGGUGGGAGGGCUAGUGGGGAGGUGUGGAGCUGGGGGUGGGAGAGGCAGUGUGGGUUAGGGUGGGACUGGUGGAGGUGGGGGGUGGCGGUGAAGGUAGGGGGAGUGGGUGGGUUUGGCGGUGGGGUUGGAGACUUAGGAUGCAGGGCGGCGGUGAUGGUGGGGGGAGAGUGGGGAGGGGUGGAGCUGGGGUUGUGGGUGGCGGCGUGGGUUGGGACGGGGCUGGUGGGUGUGGGGGACUGGGGAUGGGCGGGGUUGGUGGGGCUAGCGGUGGGGGUGGGGGUUGGUGGUGAUUCAGCCUCUCCAACAUAA